This is a messenger RNA of Penicillium macrosclerotiorum, 1551 nucleotides long. Its product is annotated as DUF349 domain-containing protein. Bases 1 to 1551 code for a protein of 516 amino acids. The transcript has 4 exons. NCBI's taxonomy places the organism in Eukaryota, Fungi, Ascomycota, Eurotiomycetes, Eurotiales, Aspergillaceae. The record is from RefSeq and is a predicted model, not a curated record.
AUGCCUAAGUCCAACUCGUUGAGACACUCCUCGGACUCGAGUAGACCGACUUCAGCCUCUACCCAGCAGACAUCGGUUUCAAGCAGACAAUCCGAUAGACAACAAGGUCGGACUGCGAACCUGCUUGCUGAUGUCGACAACUUGGAGGUUGCGGGUCCGCCCAAAUUGAUGCUAGAAACUAAGUCCAUCAGGCGUGUGACUCGGUCUAUGACUGGCUCCCUUAAAAGAAAGGUUUCCGCGCCUUCUGAGAUAGCACCGACGUCGCCUCAGAGAAAAAAGAUCCAGAAACAAGGCAAAUCGGCGACCAAGGAUUCACCAUGGGACCCAACACCGCGAGGAAUCCUCAAUUUCGAAGAUCUUGAUCUUGACAAGUCUUAUGUGGGUGACUAUAAAAUUGAGGAGCUCCCACAACCGAAACGAUACCCAAGACAGAAGAGGUGGAAGUGGGAUGGGGAUGAACCUUUGACAGAUCUUGCACGACUACGCGCGCUGUAUCCAGACUGGAAUUCGAGUGAGCCUGAUCUUGCAGAAAGCAGUGACUUUGAUGGUCAGAUUUCCAGAUGUCAUGAGCGAAUUGAAGACAAUAUAAUGCCUCAUAUUUUCGAACAAAAACUUUAUCAAUAUGAGAAAUCUCUAGCCAGGCGGCAAGAGCUUAUCAAGCGAGUCAAGGCACCUCCACAUAGCAGUUGGGACGUUGUUGAAAGGAUAGAUAGACUACAUCAAAUCCAAGAAGAAAUCGAGAAGCAAGGCGACGGAUAUGAGCAGAUCCCAAAUGUUCGUUCCAUUUUAACCGCCUAUCAGUCAGGAGAAUUGGAUUGGACGGGACUUGUUACCUACUGGUCUCAUGGCAACCAGAUAUCCCAACCCAGACCAUUUGAUUGGGAUGAGUUCGAGGCUAUCAACAAAAAAUACGAGGGAAGCAAGAGCUUUUGGGUAGAGGGAACCCAUCAGUAUAAUGGUGCCUUUCGUCUUCCCGGGUAUGGAGACUGGGCCGAACUAGAAGUCACGCACGACACCGGAGCUGGCUUGAUGAUGAUUUACAAGUCUGAUCUGAUGCGAAUCACGGGUGCAUGUCGACCACCUCAGUAUCCAGGAAUCCGUAUCAUCGGUGCUAGCCAGAUCCUUACGGCUGGUGAACAGAUACUAGUACAGCCUGUCAUUCAGAUAGAAGUGACGAUUCUCGAUGCGGAUAACAAGCGGAUGUCCCAAUGGACUCGAACUGCGUGCAUCAUUAAAGAUUUCGAUUAUGACCCUGAAUAUAGCAUGCGGCUGGACGGCCCGUGGUUGAGACACAUGUUGUACACAGGAUCAGCACGAAACAACCAUCACAAUCGACUAUAUGUUUCUACCUCUAAGGCCGCGUUGAGGCUGCCCAAUAUCCCCAAGAACAAGAGACGUCCACCAUCUUUCCCGGAUCUGGUAUCGGUUACCCCUGCCAUUAUCGAUAUCGAGGUACCCGACUUUGCUACACGAGUUUUAACUCCCAGGCCUUUCCCCAAGGCCGCUAAAAAUGUGGUGGACUACGUCCCCAAGGCUGAACGCCAUAGCUAA